CAUGUGUCAGUCAAACCAGAUUACGGAAGUGUAGCCCACCCACUACAAAGAUGGAGGACGAUAUCUCAAAUUUGAGCAGACCUCAGAUGUAUUUGUUUGGUUGUACCCUCAAAUCCGACAAACGGGAGUUCAGAGUUGACGUAGACGACGAUGAUACGGAGCAGCAGCUUUCACUCAAAGCAGUGUGUCUGGGGGCUGAGGCUGAGGAUAAGUUCCACAUGGUGGAAGUGGAGGGUCUCACCUAUGAUGGGAAAUCAACCAAAGUCCCACUGGUUGCCCUGAAACCGUCCGUCAUGCCCUCUAUGACUUUAGGAGGAUUUGAAAUCACGCCUCCAGUCACCUUCCGUCUCCAGUCUGGCUCUGGACCAGUUCACAUCAGCGGGCAGCAUUUUGUUAGUGUGAAGGAUUCAGACGAUGAAGAAGAGGAGAACAACUCGUCACCUGUGAAGCGGCCUGCAAGCCUGAUGUCGGGGAAGAAGCCUCCUUUGAAAAAACUGAAGAUGGAUUCGGACGACGAUGACGACAGCGACGAUGACGAGGAAGACGAUGACAGCGAGGAAAAUGAUGUGACUCCUCAAAAGAAUGUUGGAAAAGAUCUCAAAAAAAGCCCAGAGUUUUCAGCAAAGAAGCCCAACAAGACUCCGGUGAAACAAAACGGCCCCGCAGGAAAACCAUCAGGAUCAGCGGUCAAACCUCAAGUUAAGACACCUGCCCCAGGAAAAGACAAACCCCAGGCUGGCCCGUCUAAAUCUCCCUCUCUGACAGAGAUUAAGAGCAAGUUGUCAACGGCCGCCAAGGAGGGGAAACCACUACCGAAGACCGAGCAGAAGUUUGAAAAUUACUUGAAGAGCUGUUUUAAAAUCGCAGACCAAAAGGUGGUCAAGGACCUUUGGAGUUUUGUAAAAACACUGAAGAUUGAAAAGAAGUAACACACGUUGUUCUUUUGAAGCAUUUGUAUGUUUUGCCUCCUGCAAGACAUUUAAAGGCACAGUCUGCGAGAUUUCCUCUUCGGCCUUAUUAAGUGUUACUGAAAAAGGGGUAACGCCGUUAGUGAUUCAGGGGUCAUUUUCAGUAGUUUAGAUGUGAAGCACCUUUUUGGAGCUAGUUCAUAACUCACAACCUCGCUCAUUCAUGUUUAUAAGCUGUCCACUUCAUCGCAAUCUGCACCACUUAUAGGCAAGGAAAGGAACUGCACACGCCUUUAAGAAGCUGCAUGUGAAUGUUGCUCAACAUGCUGCAAUUAUUCAUAUGUACGCCGCCUGCAUGUAAUAAAUGUUGCACAUGCAUGAUUUUAUUGAUGCAAUAAAUAACAACGUCAUUACAUAUUCAGAGCCAAAGAUCAAAUCUGGUCAACUAGGUAAUUUGUUCAGGCACAAACGGAAUAUCUUUAACCAAAAGGAGC
Molecule: messenger RNA, 1402 nt
Organism: Gymnodraco acuticeps
Lineage: Eukaryota; Metazoa; Chordata; Actinopteri; Perciformes; Bathydraconidae
Gene: npm1b
Product: nucleophosmin 1b
Exons: 11
Coding region: 51-929 (292 amino acids)
Biological process (GO): ribosomal small subunit export from nucleus; regulation of centrosome duplication; ribosomal large subunit export from nucleus
Cellular component (GO): ribonucleoprotein complex; nucleolus; nucleoplasm
Molecular function (GO): chromatin binding; histone binding; RNA binding
Source: RefSeq, a predicted model, not a curated record